Messenger RNA from Mizuhopecten yessoensis (Yesso scallop), 3504 nucleotides. Its product is annotated as protein TRC8 homolog. Gene Ontology annotation, cellular component: endoplasmic reticulum; endomembrane system. Gene Ontology annotation, biological process: ERAD pathway. The record is from RefSeq and is a predicted model, not a curated record. The transcript is spliced from 2 exons. Gene Ontology annotation, molecular function: ubiquitin protein ligase activity. NCBI's taxonomy places the organism in Eukaryota, Metazoa, Mollusca, Bivalvia, Pectinida, Pectinidae. The coding region runs from base 123 to 2063 and encodes 646 amino acids.
GGUUGACACAACCUGUGAUUUUCAUAUUUCCGAGAACAGAGUUAUAAUGCAUUUGACGCAAUAGGUCAAAUAUCUGUACCUGCGCGUUAUCUCUGAUGAUGAUCACAGAAGAGUUAUGAAACAUGCCAUGGCUGACAGAAAUUUUCAGAAUGUGGGAAGUCAUUUUACGAGUACCCCCUCUUUUUGUCAUAGACUCUCUUCUCAACAACUCACUUUUCACCUACUAUCAAGUGUACUUUCAGUUCCUUCACUUUGAAACGCCGAUGACAUGGAUCCAGUACAUCGAAUGGCUGUUUCUUUUAUCGCUGUGUACAUCUGUGGCCCUGGUGAUUUUUCUUCUGGGGACCCGGCAGCUGCUCACCAUGUACAGCUAUAUUCUUUCCUUAGUCGCCGUCUUCGUCUCAUUAAACAUGAAUCUAACAUUCACCAGGCCUGCAACCAAAUCGCUUUGGAUGGUGGAGUUUUCAAAUCCCAAAAACCAAACCACAGAUUAUUUGGUACCACCAGAGAUAGUUCGUCAUGGAUUACAAACCUGUAUAAAUUAUUUACUUGGUCAGCUGGCUGCCGCUUUCAUCUUCUGUAAAUCCUGGCAAUAUCGAAGAGAAGUUCGAACUGAAAACAAGAAACAUGUAUAUAGUGUCUUUUUGUCAUUCAUUUUUCCAAUUAUCAUGGCACAAAUAAUGCAGAUGAUGGAUUUAAGUUCAGAGACACUACUUUUCUUUAUACAAGUGGCAGGGUUGGUCCUUCCACUGGAGAUUCUGUCAACGAAUGUGAUUAACACAGCAUCUUCAUUUUACUUCACUUUCAAGCGUUCGUAUAACCUCGUGAAAUUGACUAUCGGUGCCAUCGGAUUACAAGGCUUUCUGGAAAAUCACUGGGUUCGUUUACAAGUUCCCAGGGUGCUAAGAAUAUUUUUUACAAGUAGAUUUAUAUUUCAAGUUGGAUAUCUGUAUUGGUCAUCGUUAAAUCAAGUUAAUGUUAGUUAUUUCAGUACAGAUAUUUUAAACAACAUAGGUUACCAGGUAGUGGUGCGAAGCUGUGAUGAUGUUGUUGCACUGCUUGGUUUGACUAGCAUUGUGUCAUUCUGUGCCCAUUACAUUGGCGUUUUUAUGGCAUUUUGUAUAGGAUCGUCUGAAGACGACGACAAAAACAUGGGUACGGUGUCUGCAAUUUUAUUCUUUAUACUUGCCCUGCAAACAGGGCUUACAGGAUUAGAACCUGACAAAAGACUAGUAAGACUCUGCAAAAAUUUAUACUUACUUGGAACAGCCAUCACACACUUUGUUCACAGCAUGGUACAUCCUCUGUUAAUGUCACUGAGUGCGUCGCGCAACAUGCACAUCCAGCGACACGUGCGAGCACUGGCAAUGUGUGCCUUCCUCAUCACAUUCCCUUCCUGCCUUUUGGUCUACCUCUGGAGCAUGCAUAAGGUCAACACAUGGCUCAUGGCCGUCACAGCAUUCAGCCUUGAGGUCAUCAUCAAGGUCAUAGUAUCCCUCAUGGUAUAUUUUCUAUUCAUGCUGGAUGCAUAUCGAGACAAAUUUUGGGAAUCCCUGGAUGACUAUGUUUAUUACAUUCAGUCAACUGGCAACACAAUAGAAUUCCUAUUUGGAAUUUUCCUAUUUUGUAAUGGAGGUUGGAUACUACUGUUUGAAUCUGGAGGAACAAUCCGUGCUGUUAUGAUGUGUAUCCAUGCCUAUUUUAACAUCUGGGUGCAAGCGAAAGAAGGUUGGAAGGUUUUUAUGAAGAGGAAAACAGCUGUAGAUAAGAUAAAUUCUCUCCCCUUGGCCAGUCAAGAACAACUCGAUACGCUCAACGAUGUGUGUGCUAUUUGUUACCAAGAGCUUCAGAAUGCCCGGAUAACAUCUUGUAAUCACUAUUUUCAUGGCGUCUGUCUCCGGAAAUGGCUAUACGUUCAAGAUAACUGUCCAAUGUGCUACAAGGUAAUUUACCAUACUGUCGGGGGAGACAACUCCAGUGUGGAAGGGGAUGAUGCCAAUCAAAACAAUAUUAACAAUGGUUUAAUAGCACCAGUCCCAGUUCAACGUGAUCAUCAAGAUUAGCUGGGUCUGUUAAAUGCUGUGUAAUGUUACUGCCUAUGAACUAUGUAUAGUAAAUCAGGAAACCUGUAUAAACCAGACAAUAUAGAGAGAAAAAAACACGCUAUGUUUCUAUGUAAAUUUCACAUAUAACAUCUUUUCCAUGAUUUUCAUGUAUUUUUUUUAAAAAGUUCAAGUUCUCCGGACCUGCAAACAUGAGAACUCAGCAAUAACAUUUACGGUAUUCAUUACAUAAUACAGAAGUCAUGUGAUAAGAAUUCAUUUUGUGGAUUCUUAGAUUAUUCAUUGUAAUUGCCUACUGGUUGCCAUUAUGAUUCUGUAACUCAAAAAAAAAAAAAAUCCAAGAGAUCUUGAUAAAUAAACCAGAAAUAUAGCCAUAUAUAUAGAAGACUUGUCUUUACACAAAAAUUACAAAACUUGUUAUAGUUUGUGGUAAUGAGUCAUUGAAGGUAUCAAGGUUUUGAAUGACUGGUUUAUACAGGUUUCCAAAUUGUAGAAUUUCUGAUGUAAUUUCUAUGGUUACAGUUAUAUAGCGUAAUUUUUGCAUUAUUUUUAAUUGAAAUUUAUAAGAAGAAGCAAGUAUAUUUGAUAAAUAACCUGCUGUAUUUUACUGGUGAAAAUUUUGCCCAGUGAACUUCAUACCCUGUACAUACUCAUGGAUAGGUAGUAUAAGUAGGUCUGUGUACAUUAAUGCAAUUGAUGUUAUUGUCAGGGUAUUUUAACAUCCACUUUCAUGUAUCUUUAAAAUCAGUUGAAACAGGUGAGCUUAAUGCUCUGACUGUACCACCAGUACAAGUUGUAAUUGAUUUGAAUGAGAGAAUUUAUGUUGGAGUGAAAUUAAUUUGAUUCAUUGGUUGAUGUAAUGUGUAAAUGCACUCUGGGACCAGAGUCCUUUUAUAUUGUUCAAAGUUGUCGUGAGUUAGUUGUUUCUGGUUAUAGAAGAGUAGGAAAACAUUUUGAAUUCAAAGCUGUCCUCUUUGAGCAAAUGAUUAAAUAAUUAACAUUUACCACCAAGUGAAAUUAGAUGACUACUUAAUUAAUGUUUGCCAUUAAACAACACUUACAUUUUGUACUUAAUUCAGUGACAUUUAAGGAUCCCCGUACCACUGCCAAAAGCUGUUACUGUACAUUGGAAACUGUUUUUUCAAGCAUGACUAUAGUUUUGAUUUUGAUGAAUCAUUUUGAAGACAAACCAUAUUUUGAGGGAUUUUCAUGAAAAAAAAUAUAAUUUGAAAUAUGAAAUAAUCAAAAUAUUAACAACAACCUCAUUCUGAGUGUAAAAAAUCUACACGACUAGACAGGGAUUCGAACCCUGGACUUCAGAUUGUUGAAAUGCCCUGGCCCAAUUGUGCUAGGGUUAAAUAAAGAAGGAAUUAAUUCAUUCACCCCUGAAAUUUCAUAAUGAACUAAUUUAAUAUUCCAACCUUUAAAUUGGAAGAGUUCA